Messenger RNA from Triticum aestivum (bread wheat), 614 nucleotides. RefSeq lists its product as uncharacterized. NCBI's taxonomy places the organism in Eukaryota, Viridiplantae, Streptophyta, Magnoliopsida, Poales, Poaceae. The transcript has 5 exons. The record is from RefSeq and is a predicted model, not a curated record. Bases 81 to 614 code for a protein of 177 amino acids.
UUCAGCCAGGACAUCACACGACCGUGCUCUGUUUCUUCUCAGGUUCAGCCUGAUUCGAGCUUCCUGGACAGCCACAAGGCAUGCCUUGGCCGCCAUUGAGCAGAAUGCCGCUGGUGGCCAGCGGCGACAGAGUGCCGUCUCAGCGGACAAGGGAGUAUCAAGCGAGACAUCAUCAUCAUCAAGCGAGCAUGGGAGUUUUUCCUGCAAGCAAGAGGUGUCCAUGGGCAACGUCCUCAGCGCAAAGCUCGGCUAGGCCCCGGCCAGGCAGGCCUCUCUCCGCGUCGCCUGCCCAACACCGUACCCUGCACCACUGUCAACAAAGUCUGCUCGUCGGGGACGAAGGGAUAUGGAUGACUAUCUCAAGGGAUGCAGGUUUCUUCCCAAACUUAAGAAUGAGAUACCUGGUGAAACAAAUGCUCCCUAGUCCCUACAGGGAAAGGUUGAGCAGCCUAGAGAAUUUAGUACUGAUCAUGGGUGAUCGACGAGGACUACUGCGGCCCGAUGGGGGUCGUGCUCUUCAACUACUCGGAGGCAGACUUCACCGUGAAGCCCCGCGACCGCGUCAUACAGAUUAUCGUCCAGCGUUGGGAAAAAAGUGCCCUACUAGUAUUUAG